This is a messenger RNA of Cannabis sativa, 856 nucleotides long. Its product is annotated as tubulin-folding cofactor A. The transcript is spliced from 3 exons. Bases 288 to 638 code for a protein of 116 amino acids. Gene Ontology annotation, molecular function: beta-tubulin binding. Lineage: Eukaryota; Viridiplantae; Streptophyta; Magnoliopsida; Rosales; Cannabaceae. Gene Ontology annotation, cellular component: microtubule cytoskeleton; cytosol. Gene Ontology annotation, biological process: tubulin complex assembly; post-chaperonin tubulin folding pathway. The record is from RefSeq and is a predicted model, not a curated record.
AUUAGUAAUUAUUAAAAAAAUGAAAAGAAAAAAAAUGUAAUAUCUAUUUCGAAUCUUAAACCGCUAAAAUUUUCCUACUCGAUCUCUCUCUCUCCGGCUCCGUCGCUCCUUCAUCUACAGCCCCGCCGCCGACGGCUCUGUCUCCCUCACCUCAGUCCGUGCGUCCGUCCUAGUCCCACCCAAGACCCAAUCUCGAGUGCUCGACGGCGGCGAGUCGCGAUAAAGCUUCAAGCUCUGACAGUCAGGAUCAGAAUAAGAACUCAGAAAGUUGAUAUUAUUAUAUUGGGAUGGCAACACUAAGAAGUUUGAAGAUCAAAACAAGUACUUGUAAACGCCUAGUGAAAGAGCUUCAUUCUUAUGAGAAAGAGGUCGAGAGUGAGGCUGCCAAGACUGCCAAGAUGAAGGAGAAUGGAGCUGACCCUUAUGAUCUGAAGCAACAGGAAAAUGUGUUGGGAGAAUCAAGGAUGAUGAUUCCUGAUUGUAGAAAGCGGCUCGAGUCAUCCUUAGCCGAGCUUAAAGCUACUCUAGCAGAGUUAGAAGAGUUGAAUCAGAAGGAAGGUACAGAAAUUGAAGAGGCUCGAACCACUAUUUCGCAAGUUGAGAACUUGUUUCCAACAAGCUCAACUUCUGAAUCUUGAAGUCUCGCGCUGCGGAUUUGGGGUAUUGGUUUUGAAUUUUCCUUAGGUUGAUUUAGAUGAACUUAGUGUUUCUACCUAUUUGGCUAUUGAACUUGUGUCUUCAAAUUACCAAAUCUGAGGUUUCUAUGUUGGAAGUUGGAAUGAAUUUAUUUUCCAUUUGCCAAUUGUGUUCAAAUUUUGGAUUUGUUGAAGUGCAUUGCAACAUUGGAUUACUUUAC